Molecule: messenger RNA, 1464 nt
Organism: Hyposmocoma kahamanoa
Lineage: Eukaryota; Metazoa; Arthropoda; Insecta; Lepidoptera; Cosmopterigidae
Product: ras-related protein Rab-33B-like
Exons: 5
Coding region: 9-674 (221 amino acids)
Cellular component (GO): Golgi apparatus; endosome
Molecular function (GO): GTP binding; GTPase activity
Source: RefSeq, a predicted model, not a curated record
CUAGAAUUAUGACGGAGAACAGCAGCCAACAUAUACCUGGGUUAAAACAGAAGAAAGUGUUUAAAAUUAUAGUUUUAGGUGAUUCCGGCGUGGGUAAAACUUGCCUUACUUUUCGCUUCUGUGAGGGGCAGUUUUUGGAUAAAUCUGAGGCUACAAUCGGUGUAGACUUUAGGGAGAGGAAUGUGCGUAUCAACAAUGAAGAGAUAAAGCUUCAGUUAUGGGACACUGCAGGCCAGGAGAGAUUCCGAAAGUCCAUGGUACAGCAUUACUACAGAAACGUCCAUGCAGUUGUCAUUGUUUAUGAUGUCACCAAACCAGAAACUUUUCAUUCCAUAGCAAGCUGGAUGCAGGAAGUUGAGUCGCAUGGGCUGAUGACGGCACCGCGCGUGCUGGUGGGCAACAAAUGCGACUGCGGCACGCCAGUGUCGCGAUUGGCCACGACCUACGCACAGCGCCUCGCCGACAAAUAUGGAAUGCCUUUGUUUGAAACGUCGGCACUGUUGGAAUCGGAGUGCAACACAGUAGAAUCAAUAUUCAUGACACUGGCCCACAAACUCUACUCCAAGCAGCCUUUGCGCGUCAUCAGUAUUGAAGGCGAACAAGGUCCAGGAGUAGUGACACUUCCUCGGCAGAAGAGCAGGCUGACGCCCACCAACGACUGCCUAUGCAGCUAGGAGCUAUGCUUACACAGAGUUUGACGAGCCUUAUAUGGACAAAGUCUAAAUAUACCCUCCAGUAUCCACCAUCGAUAAAUAUUAACUGAUAACUAUACAAUAUUAUACAAAAAUAAAAUCAGGUGGUCCAUAGUGUGAUCAUAUGCACGUAGAUUAUAAAACAAGACUAAUUUCCUUUUAAAACCGCCCUAUGUCAUGUGCGUGUAUUAAAAAAACGAUAAUUAUUAUUUAAACUAGAUUUAUAUUGCUGAGUUAAAAAAAAAUUUAAGUCACUUUAAAAAAAUAACACCAAUUCGACAUUUUUUACUAGAUGGCGUAGUGAACGCUGAGAUUGAAAGAUUACAUCAAGUUCAAUCAAACAGUGCAUUGAUGUUUAAAGUUAUUGCGAAAGGCACCAUUAUAGGUUUAAAAAUAACUCUACUUCGCAUAUACAGGAAAAUAGGCUUACUUUAAAACUUGGUUGGCAGUGAAGAUAUAAUAUUAUAAAUCGAAACACACUAUACCUGUCUCUACUGUCCCAUCCUAUCGACAGAAUUGGGUUUCAGCGCCAGUGAUGCCAUUUUAGAAUUAUUAUUUAUAAUAUUAUUACCCUAAAGUUUGCGAUAAUCGUGCCAUUACUUCAAGUAUAUAGAAUAUUAUCAAAAUAAUUUUUAUUUGGCAUCGCAGUCUACGUAGCUCAGUCGGAUUAUCCGAUUAAAUUAAAUAUAUGGCUACCAAAAUAAAGAAAAAUAACUUGCCUCAUAAUAAUAUAUAUAUAUAUAAAAAUCAAUAUCACCAUAAUUUCACAUUA